AUGUCAUUUAAAGUUACAUGGUGUGGAGCAUUCGUUGCGGCUUGUACACUUGAAAUAUUUAUUAUUUCAGUUCCAUUAUAUGUACAAAGAUUUAUGGGAAAUUAUGCAGGGAUUGGGUACCUAUAUAUAAGUCAAAUGCAUCAAGAACACGGUGUUGGAGAGCCAACUAGGCCUUUAUGUGGAAAUGAAACUGAUGAACAACAGCAUCAAUCAACGACUGAUGAAUCAUUUCAUGGAAAAAGAUGGUUAAAGAAACUAUGGCCAUCAAAAAUUACUUCAUCAGCAGAACAUGGUGGAGAACUAUAG
Molecule: messenger RNA, 306 nt
Organism: Rotaria sp. Silwood1
Lineage: Eukaryota; Metazoa; Rotifera; Eurotatoria; Philodinida; Philodinidae
Source: the annotation of a GenBank genome assembly